Messenger RNA from Cucurbita moschata (crookneck pumpkin), 1021 nucleotides. RefSeq lists its product as uncharacterized. The transcript is spliced from 4 exons. The record is from RefSeq and is a predicted model, not a curated record. NCBI's taxonomy places the organism in Eukaryota, Viridiplantae, Streptophyta, Magnoliopsida, Cucurbitales, Cucurbitaceae. Bases 157 to 1014 code for a protein of 285 amino acids. Gene Ontology annotation, biological process: male meiosis II.
CAUUACAAGCGCCAACGUUCGUCUUACUUUUCAAACCACUUUGGAGCCAAAUGCAUUUUUCAAACUUCCAACGUUUCCCCUUUCCCUUUCUUGCCUGCCUCUGCAAAUGGAACAACCAUAUCUAACACAGCUUUCUUGAGCUUCUGCAGCUACUCGAUGGGGUGUUUUCUAGCUUGUUUCGGGUUUCAUAAGCGUCGGAAGAAACGCCGAUCACCGGUCGAUGGAUUCACAGUUAGCAACCAAAUACAUCUAAGCUACGAGCCUUUAGAUUCCUCUCAGAUAACAACUUGUGACGUUAUUGACAAACCCGAGAUUCAGAAUUCUAAACCGAGGGAUAGAUCUAAGGAGCAGGCUUGGGUCAAAAUCAGGAAGAAAGUUAGCUUUAACCUAAACGUCCAGACCUACGAACCUGUUCCAGAUGAUCACUAUUUCCUGGAGAGUGACCAAGAGGGAAAAACCGAAGAACAUAGCCCAGAAGCAACAGCUAGAACUGAUUCUACUUCACUCACAGACAAGGAGUUUACGACCUCGAAUCCCGGAAAUUACCCUCAAAACCACAGAUACCAGAAUUGUGCGGAUAUUUGCGACGACGACGACGAAGAAGAUGAUUUUGGAUAUGGUGAAAGUGAUUUGGAAGACAGUGAGAUUGAUGAAGAACAUGAUGAGUUUGAAACUAAUAGUGUAGACAGGAGCCAACAAGUUCAUUCUGUUCUAAAACCAAUAGAAAAUCUUACUCAGUGGAGAACAGCCAAAGCAAAAGCAGGGACAAUCAGUAAGCAGCAGAUGAACAACAAGGUUAAGACAUCAGAGCAGCCACAAUCUCCAGUAUUUUGCAGUUUAAAUGAAUCGACAUUGAAUUCGAGACUAAGUUCGAGCUUACCUGAUACUCAAACGCAAGAAAACCCGGUGCAUUCGAGCCUCUCGGAUUGGUUGUCUGAACUGAAACAUAGAGUUACCUCACGUAGCUGGAACCGUGGAGAUUCUGAGAUUUUGUUUGUCAACGAGGCUCUUUGAAGUUGCU